Leptopilina boulardi is the source of this 1626-nucleotide messenger RNA. RefSeq lists its product as uncharacterized. The transcript has 6 exons. The record is from RefSeq and is a predicted model, not a curated record. Gene Ontology annotation, biological process: regulation of apoptotic process; apoptotic process. Bases 1 to 1626 code for a protein of 541 amino acids. Lineage: Eukaryota; Metazoa; Arthropoda; Insecta; Hymenoptera; Figitidae.
AUGGCAUCUCGAUUAUUUAAAAUUACCACUGCUAAUAGAAAAGAAAGAUCUUUGGUUAGUGGAAGUAAUUUAGAAGAAUUGUUGAUUGAUGCUUGCGAUAAUUUAGGAAUUUCCUUCGAUUCUACAUGCAAGAUUGUACUUGAAGAAGAUGGUACAUCUAUUAAAAGAUUUGAGCUUUUGGAGAAGUUAUCAACUUUAUAUCCCAACUCGCCUCUACUGUUAAUGUUGUUGAUAGGAGAUGAAAAAUGGCAGAAGAAAGACUUUGGAAGUGAAAUAAAUAAGUCUUCAACAGUAAUAUCAGGCCGGGGAGAAAAUGAUCAUUCCCUAAAUGAAAAUGAGAGUGGACCUAGCAGUAGUGUAGUACAAAAUCUUGUUCUACCAUGGAACGAAAUUAUUCCAUUAGGAAUGAUGAACGAAGCCUCUCAACCUAUAUCUUAUGAAUUGGAUUUAAUUAAAAAUGUAGGAAAUUAUCAACUUCAUAUUAUAAAGGAUACUUCCUUAGGGACCUGCAAAAAAUUAGCUGAGUUGGUAGUAAAUAAAUUUCCUAAAGUAUUUGGCUAUCAAACAUGGAAUGGAAAUACGGUGUAUUGCUCAGGCGUAUCUCAAUUACAGACGAGGCUUUAUGAUCGAGUCAGGAAAUUAUCUCACGGAAGGAAACGUAAAAAUACAUGUGAUAACGACGAAACAUCCCUUAAUGAAGUCAGUAUUACUAGAUAUGGAAAGAAUCAAGAUAAGUACGGAUGUGUGGCAUUUGAACCAGCAUUACCAGAGGGAGAGACAAAAGAAAGUCAAAUGUUAAAAAAAACAUUGUUGAUUCAAUCCUUUACCUUAGAAAAACCAAUAACUGUAGAGGAAGAAUAUAAUCUAUUAGCCGAAACAUACCCGUCGCAAAGAAUUUGUAUUAAUAAGAGAGAAAUGUUAAAUCUAUCCCUGAGCCAGAUUUUAAAAGAACAUUGGCCCCAUUUGUCUGAAAAAAGGCAUUUCUUGGCACAUUGCUCCACACUGAUUGGAAUAAACGUUUUAAGUGUGUGGAUAGAAAAUACUUCUAAAAAAAUAUGUAUUAUUUAUGAUUACUUUCGAAGUUACGUACAUAAACACAAAAAAUUAAAAUAUGUUCCAGAAAAAGUCAAGAAAUUACAAGAGAUUUUGAAUAAUGUAAAUAUAAAAUGUACCAAUUUAAGAAGUGAUCUUCCAAAAGCAUUGGCAUUCAUUGAAUUGAUACCUACUUUUUUCAAUGAAAUGAAUCUCUUAAGCUUAAUUGACUCAACUGCUACCGAUGAGGAUAUUAUGAAUAUAAAUAAUGAUUCAAAUCGACCCAUCCUAGUUGUAAAAGGAGUGUCUAUUUAUGAUGAAACUUCCAAUAUAUAUAUUAUAAUGGACAAAACAAUAUUAGUCCAGACUGACAGCGUUUUGGAAGGAAUACUUUUGUUUUGCCUUUGCCAUUAUAUGUAUGGAUACAAUUAUGGUGAAAAUAUUUCAUCUUCAUUGGAGUUCAUUCAAAGGAUGUUAAUGGACAUUAAUCCACAAACAGGACACAAGAGAGGAAGAAAAAAUAAAUCAAAAAAAACGGAAGAAGAUUCAAAAGUGAUGAGGUUAAUUGCAAAUAUUGUCAGUUUCAAUUCAUAA